Messenger RNA from Astrephomene gubernaculifera, 4396 nucleotides. Lineage: Eukaryota; Viridiplantae; Chlorophyta; Chlorophyceae; Chlamydomonadales; Astrephomenaceae. The record is from the annotation of a GenBank genome assembly.
UAGCUCGCCAGUAUAGACAGCUGCCUCGCUCGCCUUACUUCAGCGGCUGAAGUGGCUUGCAGCUGCCAAUUGUAGCAGAAUGCCAGCCUACGUUCCGCCUGCUCUGCGCGGGGUUGUUGGACAGCAGGCAGAUGGGCAGUCCAGGCUGAGUGAGAGAAUCUGGCGUGUAAAGCUUGAAUACAGUACUGGCGGUCCGUUCGACGCGGUGGAAUGCCCCGAAACAUUGCUGGACGCUGCUGAUGCUGAUCAAACGCCAGAGUUUACCGUCCGCCAAUUCGAGUUGCCUUCUGAAGCUAGCACCGGCGAACUUCGGCAGCUGCUAGAAUGGUUCAAGAAGGCUAGCUCAGCGACGUCCGAGCAGUUUCCACACGGCGAUCCCAGGUGCCAGCUGCUCUUCCCGUCCUCCCUCAGCAAGGAUGCACGCAAGCUCCUGCACCAGAUGGCUCAGGGCAUGCAGCUGCCGACCUUCAGCAAGGGCCUGGGUGAUGAGCGGCGGCUGGCGGUGCACGGCUGCGGCUUCCGCGACACCCCCGAGAUGGAGGCGGAGGUGGCUGCGGCGACGGCACGCAGGCGGGCUCCAAUGGCGGUGCGGGAGCGAGCCAAGCAGAUCUGGAAGUGGUGCCAGGCUGACGGCGGGGCGCUCUGGUCGCUGAGCCAAGGCGAGCUUGAGGAGGCCCUGAUGGCGGCCCCGGGCGAGGCGGCGCUGCCCCCCGCCGUGAAGGACCUACUGGAGCGCAGGGAGCACGGUGCGGCCCUCAUUGCCGCCAUCCGCAACGGCGACUCGGCCACUGCGCUGGCGCUGCUGGAGGCGCACCCGCGGGCCGCGUGGAUCCGCUACGAGGAGGUGGUGCCGGCCCCCGCUGCUGCUGGGGCUGGGGCUGGGACUGGGGCUGGGGGCAGUGCCGGCCCUGCCAGCCGCGGCGGCAGCGGGGGUGGAGCACCCCUACAGGCAGCACCCGCAGCUGCAGGACCCGCUGCUGCUGGCGGCAGCCCUCCUGGUGCCUCCCCCGCUGCCCUGCCUGCCUCCCCUGCUGCCCUGCUGGCCGACUCGGCGCUGCAGCAGCACGGGUACUACCCGCUGCACCUGGCGGCGCUGGCGGGGCUUGGGCAGGUGGUGGAGCGGAUCGCGGCGCAGCCUGGGGCGGUGGAGCAGCGCGACCGCAUGUACGCCACACCCCUCAAGGUGGCCAAGAAGGCGGGCCGCACUGACAUGGUGGAGAUCCUGCUGAGGCACGGAGCAAAGGACUACGAAAUCAACCAGGCCGCCCACAAGACCGCAGCCGUCGGCAUCCCCAACCAGCCCCAGCAGCACUCCAACCAGCGCCGCCCCUCGUACGGCAGCUACUCCGGGUCCCCGCACAACCACCCCCAGCCGCACCACCACCUGCAGCAGCAGCACCAUGUGGGGUCGCCUGCGGGCGGCCUGGGCACCUCGCCCCACACCCCCACCACCGGCGGGGCCUACAUGGCAGCACAUGCUGCAACACGCCAGCAGCGCCGUAUGAGCGGUGGGGAGGCGUCCGCGGCCGCUUCAGGAGGUGCAGGAAGCGCGGGUCACAGGGCUGGAGCGCCCCCGCUACCGCCGCAGCACACGCAGCAGCAUGGUCAUGCGCAGCAGCACCAGCACCAGCAGCAACACGGCCAGCAGCAUGCGCAUGCGCAUGCGCAGAAUCAGCAGCAGCAGCAGCAGCACGCCCGGCGCCGCAGCCACGACGAGCACACCGUGGUGCACCACGCGCAAGGUGCCGCUGAAGAUCCGACUCUGAACCCCUUUGCCGUACUUGCCACACCAGACAGCAGCAGCGGCGGGGCUCCCCCCACUCCGCCGCCUGCCGCGCCUGCAGCAGGAGGUGCUGGCGGGGGCGCCGCCACCCCUGGCGGAGGCCGCCGGAACUCCAGUUCUACCGGCAGUGGCCUGCCGCCACGGCCGCCAGCAAAUGACGUUACUUCUGUCGCUGCCAGCACUGGCGCCAUUCCCGCACCCGCAGCUGGCGGCAGCGACAGCGACAGCAGCGGCACUGGUGGACGUGCCGCUCGGGCCAACCGUGCCAAGGGUCAAAACUCGCGUUGUUUCCUGCCGCCUAUCAUGUCGGGAGAGGUUUCGGAGGCUAGCGUGCUGGCGGCCUUGGGCGCCAUUCAGGUUUCGGCAAAGCCGGUGCCGCGGCCUGUAGCUGAGGUGAAAGAAGGCUCCGGCGGGGGUGCUAGCAGCGGCCGCGGUAGUGGCGGAGGCGGAGGCAGCGAUGACGAAAAUAGUGCAUCUGGGGAUGAUGCAGCCGCUGCUGGUGGUGACGGUGGCGGCGGUGGCGCGGAGGAGGGGCCGCGGAAGCGCAAGACACGGCGGGGACGUCGGGGCAGGGGCAGCCGCCGUCACUCCGUCGCGACAACGGACGAAGCGGUUGCCGUGGCGACGGCGGCGGCGGCCAACGCGGAAUUCGCUGAUACUGUUCUGGGUGGGCAGCCGCCGGCGGGCAAGCGUCGUAGCAGCAGCGGCGGCGGCGGUUUCAUAGGCUCUGCGCCGACAGGAGCAUCAGGCGCCCAGCUCAUGUCUGCCUUCAUGUCCCGUCGCAGUGGCGGCGGUGCCGGUAGCGGUGGCGGCGCCAAGCCAGGCGGCAGCAGCGUCGGCGGCGAGAGCAGCGAUGGCAGCGGCAGUGAUGGAAGCGACAGCGAUGCCAGCGGCGGCGGUUCCCGUAGCCGGCGCGGCGGCCAGCCCGCCAGGGCGCGUCGCCACGAGCGCCGUCGGGCCGCGCGCGUUAGCGGCGCGGACGGCGGCGGCAGCGACCGCCACCGUCGCAGCAGCGGCGCGGACUACGCCAGCUUCCACCAGGGUCACGGCCACGGCAAGGGAAGCCACCCCGGCGGCCCCGGUGGGCACUACCACGUGUACGGCGGCUCGCAUCACGGCCAUGCUGACGACGCCACCAGGUGGCGCCGCGACGCGCCGGCUGGUAUUGCGCCGCCGUCGCCGUUGCGUAGCGGAGGAGCCCCAGGAGGGGAGGAGCCCCGGCAGCCGUUGGCGGCGACGGGACGGCCGCCGGCACCUCGGCGCGCGAGUGCGGGGUCGGCCGCGACACCGCCGCUGCCGCCUUCAACGGUGGCCGCCGCCGCUGGCAGCGCUGGAGGUAGCGGUGCGUACCACCCUUUGGAGGCCCCAACCAGUAAUUCGCUCCAUUCGGCAUCGCAUGGGCCGCGGGAGCAUGUUGCAGCAGGGCCAGCUGCCGGGGUUGGCUUUGGCUUCGGGCGGGGCCGCGGUCGCGGCACGGCUGCUCCGGCGGCCCCCGGUAGUGGCAGCGGAGGCGGCGGCCUACCCUCGGCCCCCGGCUCGCCCAUGCGCGCAUCGAGCAGCAUUGCUGCGGCAGCUGCUGCUCCGCUGGCGCCUGGGGCACAUUGAAAGGGAAAUAUGCCGGGAUUUCCGAGUUUCCUUUGGCAGGGGCGUGUUGUUGGCUUUGGUGAUGUUUAACAGGUACUGCACCUGUACUCGUUGCCGUUUGCAGGAUGUUCAUUCCGCCAGGCAUGUAAUGAUCAUUUGCUCUCUUGGUGCGGACACCCAGCUCGACGGCUCCAGCUCGGCGGUAGUGCAUUAGUGGUGUAGGGUACCCGAACAAAGUGCCGAGCUUUGACAAGACGGAAAUAAGCCCUGUCGAUGGCCGUUGUUGGGCUGUAAAAUUGUGGUAGAGAGGGGUUUGGGAGGGGAGUGAGGGCAGUAGGUUCUUAGGCAUGGCUGGGCGUAAUAGCGUGCUCACCUUUUUCGCUCGUCCUUCCAUUGAAGGUAAAGCCUUGUGCACGUUACAUUCAUGCAGUUCUCUUAUAUGACGCACGCAGCAAGUCUUACGCAACUAGGGUUUGGAUUGAACAGCCAAAGGGAGUUGUUUGGUGUGCUUCGUGUCGCUCUACCAAAGCAGCCGAUAGACCGAUCCGCUGUUGGCGAAAGGUGUUGCUGAUUGCACGGAGUUGGCCCAUAAGUCGGCCUUUUAUUGGAGGUUAAUCGUUUUAGGCCACCGUGGGUCCACCGUGUUUGAAAUGCGGCAUGUGGUGUGCGAAUAUGUUGCUGUUUGGUGCCUAAGGCGGAAGUAAGGUUCCUGGGAUCAUGAGGAUUUAGAGAGGGGCGGUCGGGUCGAGAUUUCCUUUCAUGCAUGCCAUAACUUGUUUUCGGCAGGGGGUGUUUAGACAUGAUAUCCAAUUCCCUCGCCGUGUUUCAAGUGGUUUAGGGAGAGGUGCGUGGGUUGUAGGUGCGGUUUGUUGCGGGCGGAUGCAUCAGGACUUCACCAGGUUUACAGGCAUCUUAUUGGUCUUAGCGUACCUCGGUACUGAUCCUAGCAUUCCUCGUAACGGGACGGGCGUGGGCCCAUGCAAUGUAAAUAUAUACGAAGCAUAACCAAAAUUUAACACAACACACUCA